Messenger RNA from Mesorhabditis spiculigera, 624 nucleotides. The record is from the annotation of a GenBank genome assembly. NCBI's taxonomy places the organism in Eukaryota, Metazoa, Nematoda, Chromadorea, Rhabditida, Rhabditidae.
AUGCAACGUAUUCUGCUACUCCUCCUCUUGUGGCUCUUCCUCCCUGCGGUUGCUCUACAUUCGAAUCGCAUUGUGACGGUGCCCAGCAAUGCGUCUACCGUGACCAACUCGAGCGCCCCCAGCGAGUUCCCCUCGACCGAUCGCUUCAUGUCAGGCGAUAGAGUGGGCUCUGUCCUUCACGCUGGAUUCUUCAGAAGGGAUCUGCUACAUGUGGCAAAGACGGAACCGAACUUUUCUUUCGACCGCGGACAUGUCACGAUCAAGAACGCUACGACGACUUUCCGCUGGCUGAACCGCCCCUACCAAUGGCACCUCAUGAAUGGAGCCCGGAACGCGGACACGUUCCGCUGUUUUUUGACGACUGGCGAAUUGCUCACGGUGUAUCCGGAGGAUUAUCGCAUCGGCGCGCUUUCGUUCGAGAACGGCGACAACGUCGAAUACGUCGCCUGGGAUUGCCUUGGCGGCGAAGAGCACUGUUGCGGAAUUGAAUGCUGCCCGGGCCGUGCCGUCACCUACACUCGCAUCUUCGCCGAGCCCAAACCCAAUCUAUGGAUACCGAUAGCGCUGGGUGCCUUCCUGUUGAUUGUCUUGUCCAUUGCGGUCAUCGUCGACUGCUUCUGCCGA